CGUUUUGGAGUAAGAUAUCGAGCGUGACAGCUGUCAUAUCAAGACACGGUCAUUUUUUUCUAUGCCUAGGCUGGCCAAUUAGGAAAUCAACUAACCGCAUUUGUUUGAUUGCGAAUUAAUUACGUUUAAGCUGUGUUUAUAAAUAAACGUUGUAAAGGAUGACAAUGGGCGAUGAGACUCCAGUUACAUCGCUGGUCUUACCUGUUGUUAUAAAACCAAUAUUAAUGAAGCUGGAGAGACAAAAUGGAAUAGCAGCUCAAACACUACGCACAGCUUUAUUGAAAGCUGAAAAGUCUCAUCCAGGAAUUGCACAUGACUUAAUUCUUGGUAUAAUACGACGGGCAGAGCUUGAUCUUGAUAUGAAUGAGAGUGUUUUAAGAUUACAAGGAGCAGCUUCUGAUUAUGAUGGUAUAGAAUAUAGAUCGGCUAGACCUGAGGACGCUUUCCAAGAACUGAAUCGCAAAUCAACUUCCUUGAAAAGAAUACUUAGCAGAAUUCCUGAUGAAAUAACAGAUCGAAAAACCUUUCUUGAAACAAUUAAAGAAAUUGCAAGUGCAAUAAAAAAGCUAUUAGAUGCAGUAAAUGAAGUAACCGCAUUUAUUCGUGGUUCUGCUGGAAAGCAGGCAUUGGAUCAAAGAAAAAGAGAAUUUGUUAAAUACAGUAAAAGGUUUAGCAAUACAUUAAAAGAAUUUUUUAAAGAAGGACAAGCAAAUGCAGUAUUUGUAAGUGCAUUAUAUUUGAUACAUCAAACAAAUAUGAUAAUGCUCACAGUAAAGGACAAAUGUGAGUAAUGAAUGCUCUGUUAAAUAACAUUUCUGCAAUAAUAAAAUAAGUUACAAUUAU
Frieseomelitta varia is the source of this 843-nucleotide messenger RNA. It is a transcript of the gene Ccm3, whose product is annotated as programmed cell death protein 10. Lineage: Eukaryota; Metazoa; Arthropoda; Insecta; Hymenoptera; Apidae. Gene Ontology annotation, biological process: positive regulation of MAP kinase activity; regulation of Golgi organization. The record is from RefSeq and is a predicted model, not a curated record. Gene Ontology annotation, cellular component: FAR/SIP/STRIPAK complex; Golgi apparatus. The transcript has 5 exons. Gene Ontology annotation, molecular function: protein kinase binding. The coding region runs from base 159 to 791 and encodes 210 amino acids.